Molecule: messenger RNA, 2934 nt
Organism: Amyelois transitella
Lineage: Eukaryota; Metazoa; Arthropoda; Insecta; Lepidoptera; Pyralidae
Product: glutathione S-transferase domain-containing protein DDB_G0274223-like
Exons: 9
Coding region: 159-1505 (448 amino acids)
Biological process (GO): glutathione metabolic process
Molecular function (GO): glutathione transferase activity
Source: RefSeq, a predicted model, not a curated record
UGUAUACCAAGGCUGGUGUUUUUGUUGGAUGAAGUUAUCGAGAAAAAUUUAGAUAAGUGAGUUUUUAUGAUAUAAGAACGCGAGGGACGCCAGUUUAUCUGGCAAACGUUAAAGAACAGCACGACGGUAAGAGGAACCUAGAUACUCCAAAAACCAAGAUGACCAUUGACAUGUACUACACUACUGGGUCGCCGCCAUGCAUCCUGGUGUCCAUGGUGGCUUCCGCAUUAGAUGUACCCCUGAAUCUGAAGCUGGUGGACGUCAUCGCUGGAGAACAGUACAAUCCAGAAUUUUUGAAGUUAAACCCGCAACACGUUGUGCCAACUAUAGUGGACGGAGACUUGGUCAUGUGGGAGUCCCGGGCCAUCAGCCGGUACCUGGUGAACCGGUACGGCAAGGGGAGCUCGCUAUACCCUGAGGAUCCGAAGACCAGGGCACGCGUGGAUCAGCUGUUGGACUUCGAUGUUGGAGUUUUGUACCUUAGGUUCGCAGAUUAUUUUUACCCCCCUAUACUGUAUGGAGCAAAAACUGAUCCAGCUUUACUGAAGAAGUUGCAAGAAGCACUCCAGCUCUUCAACGUAUUACUGGAGGGACGCAAGUUUGCUGCUGCCUCCGAUCUGACCUUAGCUGACCUAGCGUUGGUUGCCACAGUGUCGACUAUUGAAAUAUCCGACAUAGAUUUGAACCCAUAUCCUAAUAUCCAAAGAUGGUAUAAGUUGGUGAAAUCUACAGCUAAAGACUACGAAGAAAUUAACGGCAACGGUGUGAAGAUUUUCAAGGAAAUUUUCGACAACCUUAAAGCUAAGAUAAACUUUAAACCAGUAUCUUUGACAGCUGACAGCGAGAUGCCAAUAGACCUGUAUUACACGGAUGGGUCAGCGCCGUGCCGCCUGGUUCUGCUGGUGGCUGCAGCUUUGGACGUCCAUCUCAACCUGAUGCCCGUGGACUUGAGGGCCGGAGAACAGUUCACACCUGAAUUCUUAAAGUUAAAUCCCCAACACACGGUGCCGACCAUAGUUGACGGUGAGUUCUCUCUGUGGGAAUCACGAGCCAUCAGCAGAUACCUGGUGAACCAGUAUGGCAAGGGAAGCUCACUAUACCCUGAAGACCCGAAGGCUCGAGCCCUAGUAGACCAGAGGCUGGAUUUCGACCUUGGGGUUUUGUACCCUAGGUUCGCAAAUUAUUUUUAUCCAACCUUAUUCGGGGGUACAAAAGCCGACGAAGCACAGCAUAAGAAGCUGGAAGAAGCCCUGGUCUUCCUCAACACGUUCCUGGCAGACCAGACCUACGCCGCUGGGCCACAGCUGACGCUAGCAGACCUGAGUUUGGUCGCCACGGUGUCAACGAUAGAUGUUGCUGGUAUUUCAUUGGAGCAAUACCCUAAUGUUGUGAAGUGGUACGAUUUGGUCAAGUCGACCGCUAAGAACUACGAGAAGGCGAACGGGAAAGGUGUGAAAAUAUUCAAGAAUCUCGUUGAUCAGCUUAAAGCCAAGACUGAACUGUGAUAUCUUUUAUAAUUUUAAAUUGAUUUAUCUUUAUAUAGCUAGCUAGCUUUAUAUUUUUAAAUUUUGAAGCAUAUAAUUCUUUCCAAAAAAAAAAAGAAAAUGGAUCAUUUUUAUUUUGAUUAAAACCAUUGCUAUCCGUAGGUAACAAGUCUGUCAACUUUUUCUUACUCAUUUACAGAGCUAAUUGCCAGCGUCAUGCGUCUCUAUAAAAAUAAAUAGUACCUAAAGUUUAAAAGCAAUAAAAGUCAGUUGUAAGUUAAAUAUAUUUAUUUUGACUUAACAAUUAUCUUAUGUUACUUAAUUAUAAGAUUUAAUCAACAUCCAACAAGUAGAUCAUAAAAUUUCUGACAAAUUAGAUCAAAAUCUUUUGAUGGUAGAACUUAAACUGUGUUGAGAAAAUGACCACUUAGAAAGAGAAAGUAUUAAGAUUAAGAUUUUAGAAAGAGAGAUGAUGAUUGGAUGCUUUUACUUCUUCAUACUGUUGACCAGUGCUUUGAAGGCUUCCAAGCCCUUCUCAUUAGCUUCUUGGUAGCCUGGGGCGGUCGACUUCACUGUUUCGUACCAUCUGAAAUAAAAGAAAUUAUGGCAUUAAAUUUCUCUAAUAUUGAGUUUUAGAUUCUCAGAGAUUUAAUUCAUAAAUAUCAAAAAAUAUUUAUAUUUCUGUGACACGAUAAUUCACUCAUGUCAUUAAAAGAUUUGUUCGACGGUACAGAUGUCCACAGAAUUCGAAAUAAGUCCUAUAUUAUUCUGAUUUUUACGCCGAUGUAGAAUAAAGGACGGAUCUGCUUUGCUUCCGGAUAAACAAGCUGGGUAAGGUUACCCAUAUAAACAGGUGUAUAUUUUAGGAACUUAACGCUUUACAUGUAUACCUAAAUCACCCAUACAAAACUCUCUCUUUGACCCUAAGCGAUAAAAAUAGUAUCUCUUCCAUCUUCUCACCAGUCACGACACAAUCGAGCAGUUACAUACAUACAUAUGGUCACGUUUAUAUCCCUUGUGGGGUAGACAGAGCCAACAGUCUUGAAAAGACUGAUAGGCCACGCUCAGCGCCUAAAAAACGAAUCCCAAGUUUGUAAGCCUAUCCCUUAGUCGCCUUUUACGACAUACUUGGUAAAGAGAUGGAGUGGUCCUAUUAUUUUUUGUACUGGUGCCGGGAACCACACGGCACUGCACAAUCGAGCAGUUAAUAUCUAACAGUAAAUAGGUUUAUGUUUAUUAAAUACCUCUUGACAUUGCUGUAUUUCUUGAAGUCGAUAUCAGACGCUUCGAAGCUGGAGACGGAGGCGAUGAGACUCAAGUCAGCGAUGGUUAGGUUGGGGCCAGCAGAGAACUUCUGUCCUUCAAGGAAUUGGUCGAACAGUUUCAGAGCCUCUUCGACUUUACCGGCCUUUUCUUUGUCGGCUGGUGCGUUGGCGAACACUUGUGGGUA